Messenger RNA from Carassius gibelio (silver crucian carp), 4380 nucleotides. Its product is annotated as mitogen-activated protein kinase 6-like. Gene Ontology annotation, biological process: intracellular signal transduction; protein phosphorylation; cell surface receptor signaling pathway. The transcript is spliced from 6 exons. Lineage: Eukaryota; Metazoa; Chordata; Actinopteri; Cypriniformes; Cyprinidae. Gene Ontology annotation, cellular component: nucleus; cytoplasm. Gene Ontology annotation, molecular function: ATP binding; MAP kinase activity. The record is from RefSeq and is a predicted model, not a curated record. The coding region runs from base 797 to 2983 and encodes 728 amino acids.
AUGCCCAUGCGUAGAAACGCUUCACCAGGCUUCAUAGAGCAGCUCUUCUCUCGGAUGGAAAUAGAAACGCGCAAUGCGCAUGCGUAGCAAGUGCUUAUUCAAAGCUGUUCAACACAAGAGCUUCAGACGGCAGUUUGCGAGGGAAGCGCGCUGGUAGCGCACACAAGCCUGACCAAGAACGGUUAGGAAUACAAUAUACAUGACACCCGUGAGAAGAGGAAUCCCAGUGUAAAAUGGAGGAUAGUUUUGAUUGCGACUGCGGUGAGCUGGAGCCACCUGAUCACUGAGAAGAAAUCAUCUCUCUGAGAUCAUCAACCCUUUCUGUUUCACAACAUCAGGUGCUUUAUACAAAGAAAAAAAAAAUAGUCGAUUUAUCACCAUUAACUUGGACCGUUAGUAAUGCUGCUGCUCAGGGCCGUUCAUACACUGAAAACUUCUGCACUGUGACGAUGGUUUUAUAGGUGAUGAUUUAUUUCAGUUACGUUCAGAGAUAUUUGAUUGGCCUCCAAAUUCAUUCCAUUUAACGCUGAAAUUGAAAGAAAAAUCUCCCAGAAACGACAUUUAAAAAGCUGCUAAGAAGUGCUGUGGAUGAUGAAUACGCUGUAACAGUCACUCGGGGGAAAACACUCAAGUCUUCGUAGGCUUGAGUGUUUGUCUCGUCUUUUUCGUUGUUAAGUUAGGUUUGCCUUUCUCAAUUAGCUCUAGUAGUUGCAACUCAAAAUCAGCUGCAUAUCAGUUCAAUCCGAAAUCCUUCCUGCUAUAAUAUCUGCACAGAGUUGCUCUUGUAGACCGCAAAAUGGCAGAGAAAUUUGAAAGCCUUAUGAACAUUCACGGCUUCGACCUGGGCCCGCGCUACAUGGACCUGAAGCCUCUGGGCUAUGGGGGCAAUGGACUGGUCUUUUCCGCCGUCGACACCGAUUGUGACAAGAGGGUCGCUGUGAAAAAGAUUGUCUUAACCGACCCUCAAAGCGUCAAACAUGCACUGCGCGAAAUCAAGAUCAUUCGCAGACUCGAUCACGACAACAUCGUGAAGGUGUUUGAAACGCUGGGGCCCAGUGGCCGGAGGCUCACAGAGGACGUGAGCUCUCUGACGGAGGUCAACUCCGUGUACAUCGUACAGGAGUACAUGGAAACCGACCUCUGUAAAGUACUGGAACAAGGCUUGUUGUCCGAAGAUCACGCACGGCUCUUCAUGUACCAACUGUUGCGAGGACUCAAAUACAUCCACUCUGCAAACGUGCUUCACCGAGACCUGAAGCCUGCCAACCUCUUCGUCAACACUGAGGACCUGGUGCUGAAAAUCGGGGACUUUGGACUUGCCCGUAUCAUGGACCCCCACUAUUCCCAUAAGGGGCAUCUGUCUGAGGGACUGGUCACUAAAUGGUAUCGUUCUCCUCGUCUGCUACUUUCCCCAAAUAACUACACCAAAGCCAUUGACAUGUGGGCCGCAGGGUGCAUCUUUGCUGAAAUGCUGACUGGAAAAACUCUAUUUGCAGGAGCUCACGAGCUGGAACAGAUGCAGCUGAUUCUGGAAUCCAUUCCGGUAGUCCAUGAGGAAGACAGAAUGGAGCUCCAAAGUGUAAUACCUGUCUUUAUCAAGAACGACAUGUCAGAACCACACACGCCACUUGCCAAGUUAUUGCCCGGUGUCAGCCCUGAGGCCUUGGAUUUUCUGGAGAAGAUCUUGACGUUUAACCCCAUGGACCGGCUCACUGCGGAAGAGGCUCUUGCUCACCCAUACAUGAGUGAUUACUCCUUCCCUUUAGACGAACCAGUGUCCUUGCACCCCUUCCACAUCGAGGAUGAGGUGGAUGACAUCUUGCUUAUGGAUGAGAGUCACAGUCACAUCUACAACUGGGAAAGGUACCAUGAAAGUCAGUUUUCUGAUCAAGACUGGAACUUGCACAGCACCCAUGAACUGGAAGACGUGCAGCGUGAUCCUCGGGCUAUGUCAGAUGUCACGGACGAGGAGGAGGUCCAGAUCGAUCCACGGAAAUACAUGGAUGGGGAAUGUGAGAAGUUCCUAGAGGAUCCAUCGUUCGAUCUUCCACCAGAGCGCUCGUGGCAACAAGAAGAUCACCAUGAGAACAAAUACUGCGACCAGGAGUGCAGCUACACUUGCAACUACAAAGCGGUGUCCCCGUCCUACCUGGACAAUCUGAUCUGGAGGGACAGUGAGGUGAAUCACUACUAUGAGCCCAAACUCAUCAUUGACCUCUCCAAUUGGAAAGAACAGCAAAGCAAAGAGAAGAACGACAAAAAAGGCAAGACCAAGUGUGAGAAGAACGGACUGGUCAAAGCCCAGAUCGCCCUGCAAGAGGCAUCUCAGAACCACUGCAUUGCCGAGAAGGAUCGCGAACAGGAAAAACACCAGAACCACAACCAGGGCUUCGACUUUGAUUCAUUUAUCGCCAGCACCAUCAAAAUGAGCCUUCAGCCAGAAUCUGAUGACGUUGACCUCCUGAAUGAGUUGAACACCUCCGUUUCCCAGCUGGACACCCGUGCUCCUUGCGGCUUCAUGUCCAAAUCCAUCAGUCAGGAGAAGGAAGAGAAGUGUCUAGUCAACCUGGCGCAGCUCGGCGUCCGAGCACCCUGUCCUUGGGAGAGUUUCACGGACAGUGACGUUACCGAGAGCAGCAUAAUCGACGAGGCUUGCUGGGACGUCCGCAAAGACGAGCAGCUCCAGAAGGAGAACAGCAGCUGCCAGAGCAGUUACUUAGACCGCCUCUUCAACAAGCGCGAGGAGGUGGAGUCUGAGAUCCCCGAACCUGUCGAGGAGUCCGCUCUGGAGGAUGACUUCAUAUCCUGCGGCGGUGAAAUCGUCUUUAACAUGCAGCUGGAGUCUCUGGCCAUUCCGAGGUUCGAGGGAGCGGGUGACAUUCCUCUGAAGUCCAUCCAGGCAACGUUAACGCCCUCUGCUGUUAAGCGCUCCCCACAAAUCGCCCAUAAAACCUACAGCAGCAUUUUCAAGCAUUUAAAUUAAACAAUCCACCCCGUUCAAGCAGAGUCCAACGUAUUUUUAUAGUUAUGCAUUUCUGUACUUGAAUAGUUUUUUUUUUACACACAUGGUUACUUUUUGAGGAAACAUUUCUUUUUUUUUUCUUUUUUAAGCCUGGAUUAAAUGUUAAUUCCGUUCAUAUAUUCAUCCAAAGUGCUGGACUGUUUUCCCUCACAUUAAAUGUUUUUGCCCUCUAAUUUUCAGUUUCAACUCCGAUAUUAUAUAUAUUUAAAAAGAAACUUAACGCCAUGACAUUUGCACACAGGGUACUGUAGAUUCAGAAACAUAUUACGGAAAGACAGAGGAACGACUGUUCAGUAGUGAAAUAGUUGGUUUAUACAUUUGCAAGCAAAGGAAUAGAGAAAAAGAGGGCAGAAUAAUGCACUAACCGUGUGAGAGACGCUGUCACUGAUAUCAUAUGACCUUCUGACUGACAUCCAAUAGGACUGACUUUCUCUUCCUGUUGUUUUUAAUUAAGGCUAAUGUAUAGACUUGACCUUUUCCACCUUUCCGUUUAAAAGCAGAGCCUUUUUGUAAUUUUGAUCAUACUGUAAACUUCCUCAAACGUGAUGCCAGCACAGCAAGCAUUAACCAUAGGUUUGCGAUGCGUUAGCUGUAGGUUUGUAAAGGCGUUAUCUACCUCAAGGUAACAGCAGAAGGUUCUGUCUCUCAACUGUAGUGCUUUAAAGAAACACAUGCCCUUUCAUCGAUGUAGUGCACAACAAUUUUUACUUUACAUUUUGCAUUUGCCACAGUGAAGUGUUAAGAUCAUUAUUUAUUUUAAGCAAAUGUAAGAUAUUUAUUUUAAGAACGUUGUAUUUUUUCAGUAUGAGGCAUUGGACUUCCAUUCUGGUCUGUUUUGGCGCGCUGUGUUUGUUUAGCUGUGGAUUAUCACUUAUCCGUUUGAGUUGUACAGAAAUUCAUGAUGUUGUCCCAAGUUCAACCAUUUGUUUUCAUAAGGAAUCACCUUAAGGAAUUUUUUAUUUUAUUUUAUUUUUUAAACCUGUAGGUGCUUUGUAUGAGUGGGAUACUGCUUUAUGGCAUUUUAUGCGCCUAAAAGUCUUAAUUUAUAUAUAUAAAAUUGUUAGAAAUUGUGCAUGGAAGAAAACCAAUGGAAGGUACAUUUAAAAUGAAGUUAAUGGUGAAGUAUAUUGUAUUAGUCAUUAAUUUUAUUUUAAUUGUAUGUUUUUAUGAACUUUUUUUUUUUUUUUUCAAGUGAGCAUGGUUGAAUUAGGCUCAUAUAUAGCAUGUAGAACAGGUGUUUUUUUUUGUUUGUUUUUUUUUGAAGGGGGGGGGGGUAAUUUUGCCUUUAAAUGCUGGCUUCAUUCUGUUAUCAUUGGUUCCACUGUAAAAUAACUUCAAUAAAAUGGCCAGCAAGUGAA